Molecule: messenger RNA, 1818 nt
Organism: Clonostachys solani
Lineage: Eukaryota; Fungi; Ascomycota; Sordariomycetes; Hypocreales; Bionectriaceae
Source: the annotation of a GenBank genome assembly
AUGCGGCGCAUACCGUCGCAGACCGUUUGCUCCUCAUGCCUAAUCACCAUAAGACAACGGCCGCUGGCGCCUCGAAUUUCUCAACCAUGGAUCAGUGAACGGUUCGUGUCCUUGAGGCAGCCGUCGAAGCCUCGUCCGUCGCGCAUGGUUCUCUCGAAUCAAGUCUACCGACCGCCUACCGGAGGUAAUACCGGAGGUAGGAGCUCCAGGCCGAGGCGACAAGUUGAAGGUCCCUUUGGAGCAAUGAACAGAACCGUCGCCAACAUCGACCCGACCCGCCGAGGCCCACGAUCUCGAACGGCCAGCUCAACAGAGGGAGGGAAGAAAGUCGACGGACCGAGAGAUGAGCGCAAGGCACUCAAGAUGCAGCGCGCUCUCGCAUCGGUGUCUUACACCAAGAGAAUGUCCCUCAAGGACCGCAUGGUAGACUACGAUUCGUUCGACUAUUUCGACCUUCUCCCCAAAAUCAAGGACUCUAUUUACGAUGAGCUGUUCAAAGGCCUUGUCGAUAUCAAGCCGACGCCUGUGCAGAGACUGGCUCUACCGGCCAUAAUGGGUCAAUCAGCACCGGGCCAGCCACAAAAGAAGAGUUCGGAGAUGGAAUCGUUUCUACUUGCCGCCGAGACUGGUUCAGGAAAGACCCUGGCCUACCUGCUGCCUGCGAUUGACGCUCUGAAACGAGCUGAAGCAGAGGAUCCGGAUAUCAAGGCAUACAAUGAGCGAUACGCGGCCGAAAAGGAAUACCAACGGUCUACGAAUUUCAAGGGAAAGCCCUUUGACGAGCCCCAUCCUACCAUGGCUCGGCCAAAGGUCGUCAUCUUAGUACCAACCGCAGAGCUCGCGCAGCAAAUAAUGAAUGUAUCCAAGAAGAUUUCGCACGUUGUCAAGUUCAAGACGGAGAUGCUUUCUUCGGAUCUCAGGCCUCAGCAGAUCCAGCGCAAUCUAUACGGCCCCAAGGGAUUGGACGUGAUCGUUUCAACACCCCACCUCCUUGCUUCCAUCGCCGACUCUGAUCCCAACAUUCUGUCACGCGUAACUCACCUUAUUGUGGACGAGGCCGACUCACUCCUGGAUCGCAGCUUUUCUCCUGUCACUACCAGUAUCAUUGAGCGCGCCAUGCCCUCGCUGCAGAAGUUUGUUUGCUGUUCUGCCACCAUCCCCCGAAAAUUGAACAAUUACCUAGCGACGACUUAUCCCAAGAUGCACCGGAUCACAACCCCGAAUCUGCAUGCCAUUCCCAGACGUGUGCAGCUCGGUGUAAUCGAUGUCUCGAGAGACCCAUACCGGAACAACAAGGACCUGGCCUGCGCUGAUGCUCUCUACACUCUCGGAAAGGACGCUCAGAACCAUGAGGGCCCUGUCAAGGACGAGAUUGAUGUUCGUCGUGUUCUCGUCUUUGUCAAUGAACGUGAGAAGACGGAGCAGCUGGCAGAAUAUCUCCGUGGCCAGGGUAUUCAAGCUACCGCUCUUCACCGUGACACUCCGGAGAAGCGUCCUGGAGAAAUACUCGAGGUCUUCACCAUGGCUGAACCUCUUACAAUUAAGGCCCCGGAGAAGGUUGGCCGCUCCAGGAAGCUCAACAACGUCAAGGUGUUGGUUGUGACGGAUCUCGCUUCGAGAGGUAUUGACACCCUGGCCGUCCGACACGUCAUUCUGUAUGACGUUCCCCAUACGACCAUUGAUUUCAUUCACCGUCUCGGCCGUGCUGGGCGCAUGGGCCGGCGUGGCCGAGGCAUAGUCCUAGCCGGCAAUGAUGACAGGAAGGAUGUUGUUGCUGAGGUGAAGAGGAGCAUGUUCAUGGGCCAGGCGCUCAUUUAA